CCAGAAUCCGGGCCAGCUUGAUUGACUAGAGCUUGAAGAGCAGCAUGGUUUGAAAUGGCAACUCUUCCUUCUGGAUGUCCAGUUUAAGAGAGGCACAGCUGUAACCGUCUCGUCUGUUGGACACGCAUUUGAACUGUCCGUCCAAUCCUAGGCUCCUAUGAGCCAGAGUGUCAUUUUCUCCGUUUUUGCCAUUCUGCGCUGGAUCAUCCAACACUGUCUUUGUCCUGACUCGGUCGUACCGUAUCUCGCUGUGGGAGAUAUCCGUGGACAGCGCGAUGACUUCCGUCUCCUCGCGCCAGCUACUGGCUCUCGAUAGAGGUCUGAAAAGAGGCUGGACAAAGUCAAAGAUUGGUGACUAUAUCGUCCACAGGGCUUCUUAACUUUGUCACUGGCGGUCUUGGUCAAUCUCCCAAGGUGGACAUUGACACGAUGGCCACCUAACAAGAGUCCCGCAAUCCAUGCCAAUCGACUCUCCAUAAUCUGACGAGGGAUGUAACCACAGCAUCGAUAACAGUUCCAGGAUAGUCGUGACACAAUAUCGCUGUCGCAGCAACAGUGACCGCGUAUCAGCUACCUUGGCCUGCUUAGUGUCUUGCCUCGUGCUAGAGUGCCGAGCACCCGGUGUCUCUGGCAUGGACCGGAAGUUGUCUCGAUGGACGACCUCCACUGGAAGGGUCCGGCGUUGUUACUAUCGCAAGAAACUGCGCAAUAUCGCCUUCAAGUUGGGAGUGGUCCCUCCUUCAAACAGCCCAGGCCUUCCUGGGCCCUAGGUGCCCUUCGGCUGUAGCGCUCUGUUUCUAGUGUUGCGGACCGACUUCCAGAUUCCCUCCAGGUCCGUUGCGUCCUUGUUGCGGUCGAUGUGGGAGAACGGCACCGCUGGUACAGUUGCUAGCCUGGAGGCCUUCUCAGUACUUCGAAAAGGGGCCGUGGGGCCACCACCAGCUGCCGGAACAAAAGACCUUUUUAAUAUUUCGAGUACACGGCGGCCUCUGCAACAGCAAAAUACUAGCUGUACGUUGAGGUUGUGGUACCCAUCUCUCACUCGGACAACCCGAACUCUCUUCCGCAACAAAAGUUGUUCAAACUCACCACUCUUUGAAUAUAGCGGUCUCCCGGGUACUUCGAAAAGGGGCCAUGGGGCCACCACCAGCUGCCGGAACAAAAGACCUUUUCAUUGUUUCGAGGAUACAGCGGCCUCCCAGGCAUCAAAGUCCUAGCUGUUUGGGGAGGUACCCCAUCUCUAACUCGGAGAACCCUGUUCCACCACAGAACAAGUUCAAGUUCAAAUUCACCACCGUGUUGAAUACGGCGGUCUCCUGGGUCCUUCAAAAGGGGGCCCUGGGGCCACCACCAGCUGCCGGAACAAAGGCCUUGUGAUGAUUUCGAGCAUACGCUGGAAGCCUGCGGAAUCAAUGGAUAGAUACUUGUCGACGCUCGACUUCGACGAGCACCAUCACAUCAGGUCACGCCGCAUCAUAGCCCAGAGUCGAUUUGGUCAAUUGGUCCAAGUCGAGUGUAAUCGCCCCAGGUCUGGCACAAGUCGGUGACCUCGCUUGGCGUCUGGAUAUUGGCAAUAUCAUCCGGGUGCUCCAAGAUAUUGAGAUAUAAUCCACCACUGACAUGCCACGCAAUAUGGCAAUGAAAAGGCCAUACGCCCGGAUUAUCCGCGUCGAUCUGGAGCACCAUGUAUCCCGGAUUGCCCGACGCGUCGGCAGGUCGGAGCAGCUGGGUAUCCCUCCUCAUGGGAUUCUCAGGUCUGACGAUUGUGCCGUCCCAUUCGCCCAUCCCUUCGGCCAACAGGUACAUGUUGUGUCCGUGCAUAUGCAUGGGAUGAGGAAUGGGGGACAAAUUCCUCAGAAUGAUGCGGAUGGAGCUUGCAUUGCCGAAAUCAAACACGUUCCACUCCGUAGGAAACUGUAAUGUCCCAUUGUUGGUGUUGCUGGCAUUUUCCUGCGUCCGAACUAGAACCGGGUCAUUGUAGCACGUGCGGAAGGUCGAGUUGUUCAUGGUCCAGACCAGGUGACCCGUGGCAUUCAGGCCAAAGUUGAGAUCAACCGAAAUCUCGUUGGCCGGCGUACUGGGUGGUGAGAUGGGAAAGUAUGGCGUGGUUAGACUGAGAGCGUCAUUGGCACAAUGGUCGACACCAGUCGGGGUAGUGUCAGGCCAUGCUGUCGUGUUGGGUUUGCUGUAGACAUCCGCCUUUUCGUAGUACACCAUUGCGUAUCCGUACGGUUGGUUAGUGAGGGAACAAUUGCUGAUGACCGUGCGCAUCCAGACUGCAUCGGUGGAAGCCCCACUUGCUUCGACGACGACAUCUGCUCGUUGUCCAGCGCCCAAUGUAACAAUUUGUGUCGUGUACGGCACAAUGGGCACAAAAU
Molecule: messenger RNA, 2378 nt
Organism: Exophiala dermatitidis NIH/UT8656
Lineage: Eukaryota; Fungi; Ascomycota; Eurotiomycetes; Chaetothyriales; Herpotrichiellaceae
Exons: 1
Coding region: 858-1217 (119 amino acids)
Source: RefSeq, a predicted model, not a curated record